CGGGACAAAAACACCUUCUUUCUUCAAGGUAGCCUUAUAGUCUAGGGCUUACAAUACUGGUUUAAUGGUGAAGAUAAAAGCCCAUCGUGGUAAAAGAGAUUCAGGGCAGAGGGAAUCUCCACCACAAAGUGUGGUACAAUUUCCCAGAGGAGCCAAAUGGAUGAGAAGCCUUCCACCAGGAAAGUUCCCGAAUUCUGUUCAUUACGCUGUGGACUGGCGCUCAUCAUGCACUUCUCAAACUUCACCAUGAUAACCCAGCGUGUGAGUCUGAGCAUUGCAAUCAUUGCCAUGGUGAAUAGCACUCAGCAGCCUGGUUUAUUCAAUGCUUCCACAGAUAGGCCCCUUGCAUUCACCCUCAAUCACUCCAACAGAUCAACCAAGGAAUUUAAUUCAGGAGCCUCUGUAUAUGAAUGGAGCCCAGAGACUCAGGGUAUCAUCUUUAGCUCCAUCAACUAUGGGAUUAUACUGACUCUGAUCCCCAGUGGCUAUUUAGCGGGAAUAUUUGGAGCAAAGCAGAUGCUUGGUGCUGGUUUGCUGAUCUCCUCCCUUCUCACCCUCUUUACACCACUGGCUGCUGACUUUGGAGUGAUUCUGGUUAUUGGGAUUCGGACAGUCCAGGGCAUGGCCCAGGGAAUGGCAUGGACAGGUCAGUUUACAAUUUGGGCAAAAUGGGCUCCCCCACUUGAACGAAGCAAGCUCACCAGCAUUGCGGGCUCAGGGGCAGCAUUUGGGUCCUUCAUCAUCCUCUGUGUGGGGGGACUAAUCUCACAGGCAUUGGGCUGGCCUUUUAUCUUCUACAUCUUUGGUAGCAUCGGCUGUGUCUGCUGUCUCCUGUGGUUCACAGUGAUUUAUGAUGACCCCAUGCAUCACCCAUGCAUAAGCAUCAGGGAAAAGGAACACAUCGUGUCCUCACUGGCUCAACAGUCCAGUUCUCCUAGACGAUCUGUCCCCAUAAAGGCAAUGGUCAGAUGCCUACCACUUUGGGCCAUUUUCACAGGGUUUUUCAGCCAUUUCUGGCUAUGCACCAUAAUCAUAACUUACCUACCAACGUACAUCAGUUCUGUGCUCCAUGUCAACAUCAGAGAUAGUGGGGUUCUGUCCUCCCUGCCUUUUAUUGCUGCCUCAAGUUGUACGAUUUUAGGAGGGCAGUUGGCAGAUUUCCUCCUGUCCAGGAAUCUUCUCAGAUUAAUCACCGUCCGAAAACUCUUUUCAUCCCUAGGGCUCCUCCUUCCAUCGCUGUGUGCUGUGGCCCUGCCUUUUGUGGCUUCCAGUUACACAACAACCAUUAUUUUGCUGAUACUUAUUCCUGGGACCAGCAACCUGUGUGAUUUGGGGUUCAUCAUCAACACCUUAGAUGUUGCCCCCAGGAUUCUGUGUCUGGGUGGAGGAAUGUCUUUUUUCUUGCUGCUGCUGUCAACAUGUUUGGCCUGGUUUUUUAUCUCACAUUUGGACAAGCAGAAAUCCAGCAUUGGGCCAAAGAGAGGACUCUCACCCGUCUCUGAGAAUAUAGUUGCAAACUUAAAUGUAGUACUGACCAUUAACUUUUUCAACAUUUUUUACUUAUCAUCAUUCUUUCUUCAUAUUCUUGGCCAUAGACUCAGCAGUUCUCAUUUUUGGUUGUGUGUUAGAUUUCCCUGGGGAGUCUCUAAAACAUACAGAUGAAUAGGCUCUGCUCCAGAAAUUCUGAAUGAAUUGGUCUGGGAUAGAGCCCAGAUCUCACUAAUUUUUAGAUACUCCCCAGGAUUUCUAACAUGCAGCCAGCGUUGACAAAAUGCUAGACAAACUGGAAACAUCAAUUCCUGUUGCCUUUGAAUUUUCCUUUUUGUAAGGAACUAGAUAAAUAAAUAAAAGUCUAUGUGAAAAUAAUCACUGAUAAGCACCUUCGUGGGGGUGACUAUAGACAGAGAUAAUAUCUACUAGAACCAUAGUUGUAUGUUAUAAAGCUCAGUGCAGAACAGAAUUUUAAGACUGUAAUCCACAGAAUUAACAUUUUUAUUGUUUUUAUACAUUGAGAAACAUGGAUGUUUAUUUAUGAGGUUACAUUCUAUUAAAAUUCACAU
Hippopotamus amphibius kiboko is the source of this 2060-nucleotide messenger RNA. RefSeq names its product solute carrier family 17 member 2 (gene SLC17A2). Lineage: Eukaryota; Metazoa; Chordata; Mammalia; Artiodactyla; Hippopotamidae. The record is from RefSeq and is a predicted model, not a curated record. The transcript has 11 exons. Gene Ontology annotation, biological process: monoatomic anion transport; transmembrane transport. Gene Ontology annotation, molecular function: transmembrane transporter activity. Bases 157 to 1662 code for a protein of 501 amino acids.